Papilio machaon (common yellow swallowtail) is the source of this 4533-nucleotide messenger RNA. RefSeq lists its product as uncharacterized. NCBI's taxonomy places the organism in Eukaryota, Metazoa, Arthropoda, Insecta, Lepidoptera, Papilionidae. The transcript has 11 exons. The coding region runs from base 77 to 4510 and encodes 1477 amino acids. The record is from RefSeq and is a predicted model, not a curated record.
ACAAGAAAACAUGUGUUAAAUAAAUGCUUUUUAUAUAUUAUUAUUUGAUUAAUUAAAAAAGCUUUUAAAUACAACAAUGUCAUCAAAUCCUCUAAACGAACUCAAACGUAGAUUAGACGAUGACACUACUCCACUACCCAAGAGACUGCGUUUAGCAAAGAAUGUGAUACAUUCAGAUCAUUUCCCUGCUGCACCGAAGGAAAGAAUUGUAGCAGAAUGGUUGGAGAGUAUCACUGAAAGAAACGGACUGGCUAGUAAAGAUAUCAGACAUGUUAUAAGCUGGUUGCAAUUCGCUGAUGAACUGACAAAUGAUUUAAAAUAUAGAUUAAUUAAGGUGGUGUCCCACUAUUUACAUAGCAAUCCUUUAAACAAUGAAGACAUAUAUUUUAUUAUAAAUUUCUUAGAAAAUGACAAAAUAUCAGCAACUCUACAAAAUCAAAUUGAUGAUUAUUUAUUUAUAAUAAUCACUUUACUGCAAAAUUUACGUAAUGAAGUUGGAAAAAAUAUAUUAAUUCAAAAGUUGUUUACGAAUUUAAGUAAAUAUUACAAGGAAUGCAAGAAAAAACUAAAGUUUAUAAUAAAAUUUUUAGAUGGAGAGAAUUUAGAAACAAUAUUCGGCUAUUUAGAUUCAGAUUAUCGGAAUGAAGUUUUAAAUGUUUGUCAAAAUAUUUUGUUUCCGAUUACAAAGAAGUCGUUCUUUGUACAUUUUCUUCAACAUAUAAUUAAAAAUGAUAAUAUUGAUAAUUUUAUUGCGGAUAAAAGUGAAAAUGUACAAUCAGUUAUAAAAAUAUUAAGUACUUUUUUCAUGUUCCCUAAAGGUAGAACUGGUAAAGAUCAAAAAUUCUUAAUUGAUUUCGUUGAUACAUUUGUCACAUGUUAUCGUAAUGAAGGUCAAAUAUUAUUUGCAUUUUACAUAAUGGUGGUUAGUUCUUUAAAUAUCCGUCAGAAUUAUUUAAAUCCUGAAAUGAUAAUGCCUUCAAUAAUGUUCAAAGAAAAUGAUGAUAAAAUAAAACGAAAUAUAUUUUUGAAAAUGUUAAUCACGUUGCUAGAAAACGAAGUUGAUAUAUCAAUAAAAUUAACUGAUACAAUUGGUGAAAAAAAUAAAGUCGAAAUAAAAAAGAAUUUCAUGUCAUUUUUACAAGCGACUAUGCUCGGUUGUUUGAAAUUAGAACACAAAAUAGAUAAAACCAGUUUACAGAUUAUAAAAGCGGCAUUAAAAUUAGAUCCGUCAAUAAUUGAACAAAAGCUCGAUGUAAUUCUGCCACCGGUUAUGACAGCUAAAAAAAGUUCGAAUGUUAAAGAGGCUUAUAUUGAAAUGAUUAAUUGUUUAAUAGAAACAUUAUAUAAAUUAAGCCGUGGAACUGUUUUCGUUGAAAAAAUUCUACCGAAUAUAAAAUUAAAAUUGGAAGCUUUAAAUGUUGAACAGUUUGAAUUGAGACAAAAAUUAAAAGACACCACAGAUGAUGUAGAAAAGAUUAAAAAUAAAAUCAUAACCGGUGAUGAUAUUUUACCUCAAGAAUGUAUUGAAAUGUAUGGAAAAUGGACAUCAGAAUUGAUGUUUAGACAGAAUAGUGGAUUACUGACGUCUCUGCAAAAAGAUUUGGAGGAAAACUGCUUGAUGAUGUUGGAAGAAGGAUUUGUCAGUCCUUCAAUAAUCAUAUUAACGGAAGUAAUCUCCGCCAUAUUAUCGUCAUUCUUUAAAUACAGCAAAAUGGCGGACCAUACAGUUCCGCAACAGAUCGCCGAAGAGUUCUGGUCGACUUUCCAAACGUUUGGUGAAGAAUGCUUAAAGAAAUUCGGUGAAUGCAUCUUAAAACUUAAUUAUAACCCACCAUUACUACUAUCUUUUCUAAAACUUUGCUUAAGUUAUUCCCAAUUGAAACUUUUAAAUUUGAAAUAUGGCAACAUUAAAAUGGAAGAAACAACGAUUGACACAAGCGAGGUAACUGACUGCAGUAUAAUGUUGCCAUGUUUGAGUGGAAAUCAAUGGAUGACAUUAUCCCAAAUGAUACAAGAAGAUGACGCCGUUAUAAUAUGGGAUAAUCUUCUUCUUUUCAAAUUAAUGUUCUCCCAAUUAUUGAAAUUGAAUAAUUCUGAAAUGAAUCAAAAUGAAACUGAAUUAGUAACAAAAACAUAUAUAAUUAAACAAUUAUCCGAAUAUUCCGAAGUUAUUACGUCAGAUUCGUAUAUAACAAGGGAAUUAUUUAACAAUUUAGAUACAACUCAUGCAAAACAACUUGCAAAAUCCUUGGUGAAAUUAUUUAUAAAUGGCAACAAUUGUGAUAUAUUCAAAAAUGUUUCCAUAUCUAAUAACAGAAUAUUACUAAAUGCACUCGUUUUAGAAACAAAUAAAUGUAUAAUGAAAUGUUUUAAAAAUAGCAACACGCUUACUAAAGCUAUGAAUAAAAGUAGCUUUAAUAUAGAAACGUUCUUACAAAAUGUAAAUGUAAGAGAUUAUUUUAAUGAAUUUACAAUAAUUGAAAACGAAGAGGAAAAAAUAAUUAAACAUCUCGAUAUUUUAAAGGAUUUGCAAAUUUACAAUUUAGAAGAGAAUUUCAGAUUGACGACCAUUUUUGUGUUGCUAGCUAUAAAGAAAUGUUGCCAAAUGAAAAAACUACGACGAAAUAUUGAUAAUAUACUUCUUUCAACUUACGAACUGAGCCCGAAAUAUCCAGAUUUAUACAGAAUAUUUCCCGUUGAUUUUAUAUUUUCGUUCCAAGACAGUACUGUACUGGAUCUACUAAAGUUAUCUUUAAAAACAUCAAACAAUAUGAUCAUUAUUAAGUUUAUAUUAGAACUGACAGUAAAGAAAGUAAAAACAAAUAGUGAAAUAUUGAAAGAAUUAGUAGAAAUACUGCUGUCGAAACAAUAUUCAAAGAAUUCAACAAAAACUAUAGAAUACUUUAGUGACACAGUGUUCCAAAUACAAUGCAUCAUUCUACCAAUUAUUGCUAAAGAAAAAAGAGCCAUAACUUCAAGUGCCUUUAGGACGAUAUUAGCAAAUUUACAAGAGAAAUUACACCAAGCUAUGUUGGAAUCGUUUAUGCAUAUAGAUUUUACCAAAAUCGAUAAACUAAACGAAACUGGCAACAUUGAUGACAGUUUGGUAACUUCCGAUCGAGGUGUUGCAACACUGAACGCCAUUGGCGCUUAUUCAUUGACGUUAUUGAAGUAUUGUGAAAUGACAGAUGUUGACGAAUUAAAGAAAUUGGAUUGUUUAUGGUCUGGAUUGGAAUUUUUCAUCCUUAAUGCUAUUAAAGCUGUCGAAAAUCCAAAUUCAAAAUACCAACAUCUAGAACCUUCAAUACAAUUAUUGAAUAUUGUAUUAAGAUAUAUUAAAAAACUAGAAUCCCACAAAAUAUUUCAGAAGAAAGACGAUCUUUUUAAACAAAUAUGGCAAAGUAUUAAAAAUAGAUUACUUAUAAUAUUGGAUAAUUCAUCUAAGAAACGGAUAAAUACAGGUUUAUUGGAAAAUAUCGCAGUCACUUUGAAAUUCUUAGCAGAAUUAUCUUCAGUGGAUUGUUUUGUAACGCAAUUUUUAGGUGAUAUAAAUAAUUUGGUCAUUUUGAAGAAACCGACAAUAAUUUUAAAGGAUGAAGCCAUGACUAAUUUACAAUUAACAUCUCAUCAAACAUCCAAAUAUUUGCUCCAACAUUGUCUUAAAGCAAAUCUUAUUGGUAACAAAUGUGUUGGUGUAACGAAGCAAAUGUACCAAAUGUGUAGAAACUUAAAACAUUGGAUUCAAUUACAUUUCGAAAACGAAAUAGACAUUGAAAAACAAGAUCGGAGAAUAAAUAAUAAUAUUGAAAUGAAUGAAGAUAGUGAGAUCAAACUGACAGCUGUCAAAGUUGACGACGCCAUUUGCAAUUUGUUGAGAAUCGAUUUGGAUAUGCUUUCAGAAGUGAUUUUGGCGGCAAAGAAGACUACAUUAGACUAUAGGUUUAUCGAUACCGUAUUUGAGUUACAACAUUUAGUUCAAUACAUUCUAGGCCGUAAUACAUUGCAUUUAAAGUCUCAAAUCACUUGGCAAUCUUUCUUCACGUUGCACGAAGGAUCUAUUACUGUGUUGAAUAACUUGUUACUAUCAAGAGAAGAACUUUUAGAAGACAGAUGGCCAUGUUACAUGCAGUGCUAUAAAGUAUUAAUACAAUGUCUUUGCGAGCGAGCGACCUCUUUAGAGCAAACAGAUCGUAACGUUGAACAGAAGUUGGCUGAAACAGCUCAUUCUAUCGAGAAAUUAACCCAAUCGAUAUGCAAAAGAAAAGCUCACGUAUCAAGAAUAGCUGCUUACGCGGUCGCCGACAUUUGCAUUUGGAUAGAAAAGAACGGUCCGCCGAAACUAGUGAGGCAACAUCUAGAAAAUUCUAUUGCCCUAUUAAUACAGGCUUCAGAUUCUACAUACGCUAUGGCGUUCUUAAGAAGAUCUUUGGCGGGUUCAGUCGGACAAAUGACAAUGUCUAAUAUGUAUUCUAUGUACAAGAGAUACCAUAAAUAUGUCGGAAAUGCUUAAAUAACCAGCUCUUAAUAAUAUUC